Molecule: messenger RNA, 887 nt
Organism: Malaya genurostris
Lineage: Eukaryota; Metazoa; Arthropoda; Insecta; Diptera; Culicidae
Product: dynein regulatory complex protein 8-like
Exons: 5
Coding region: 92-577 (161 amino acids)
Molecular function (GO): calcium ion binding
Source: RefSeq, a predicted model, not a curated record
CGCAGGCGUGUUUUUCUCUUACACAGUGGACUAUUGGUUUCUAUUGACAACCGAUAUUAAAUCAAUCGUUUGAGUUGUUUCUUCCUGAACAAUGGCAGAUCUGGAUUAUCCCGAUAUCGACCCUGAGAACGAAUUGGAAAAACGGAUCGCGGAUGCUUUUCUUAUAUUUGAUCAUCACGGCAAUAAGACGGUGGAUGUGCGUGAGAUCGGAACAAUUUUACGAUUUUUAGGUUGCGUACCAACGGAGGCGGAUGUAAAUGAAGUUAUUUCAGCAACGGAGUUCGAAGAUUCCAACGGAACGGUUCAUCUUUCAAAAUUUCUGCCGUAUGUUAGUCAACUGAUAGCCGAGCACAAAUUGGAACCGGCACCACCGGAAAAGCUUCUCAAGGCAUUCCGUGUGUUGGAUCAGGAUGGGAAAGGUUUCGUCGAUCGCGAAUAUAUGACCAAACUAAUCGUCGAAGAAGGCGAACCGUUCACCGCAGAGGAACUGGAAGAAAUGAUGGCUGUAGCGGUUGAUAUGGCCACCGAUAAAAUACCUUACGAAAAUUAUCUAAAUCAAUUAUUGGUCGACUUCUGAGCCACAUAUUGCAAUAAUCUGCUAGACUGUAACACACUGACAGUCGAAACGAUAACAAAGUAUUUUUUCAGAAAACCCACAGUCUCAUUCCAUGUCAUUUGGAUUCAUCCAAAUCAAAACAACUGCACCAAAACUUCAAUGUAAUCACCGCGGUGGCCAUUUUUACACACAGUUCCGUACGAGCCUGUUUCCGGUGUGAUUAGAAAGUAAAGCAGAACACCUUUUGGCUGCGAUGCUUUUGAUUUAUUGAUUCGAGAUUGCUUAGCUCAUUCUUGGUUUCUAAAAACUAUUGUCAUCGAUUAUAAAACAA